AUGGCAGACGAGUUUGCACCAACGCUUGAGAAUGUAGUCAAUAACAAAGUGAGAUUUGAGUUUUCUAAAGACGCUUUACUAAACAAGCUUAGACGCUCAAAUGGAUCUUCUGUGGUUAGUACUUGCAUCAGGACGGUGAAUGUCUAUAUCUUUGAAUUAGGUGGUAAAGGUGGUGUCGGUAAGACUACAACGUCUUGCUCUUUAGCUAUUCAGCUCGCAAAGUCCCGUGAAAGCGUUUUGCUGAUAUCAACAGACCCCGCACACAACCUUUCAGAUGCUUUUAAUCAGAAAUUCUCAAAAGAGGCAACUAAUGUCAACGGUUUCGACAACUUAUCCGCAAUGGAAAUCGAUCCUUCUGCAGCCUUAACUGAAAUGGUCCAGAGCAAUGAAGACAGUGAUUCAAAUGGCUUGAACAGCUUUGUCCAAGAUUUGGCAUUCGCUAUCCCAGGUGUUGAUGAGGCUAUGGGAUUCGCUGAGAUUAUGAAAUACGUCAAUUCUCAACAAUAUAGCUGUAUCGUUUUUGAUACUGCUCCUACUGGUCACACUUUACGUUUCUUAUCUUUCCCAACCGUUCUGUCCAAGGCUUUGGAGAAAAUUAGCUCUUUGUCUGGUCGAUUUGGUGGUCUGAUCAACAACUUCACCGGUAUGAUGGGAGGGGGAGCUAAUGCCCAAGAGGAUAUUUUUGCUAAAUUAGAGAGUAUGCGCACUACCAUCGAUGAAGUCAACACCCAAUUCAAGAACGCUGACUUGACAACUUUUGUUUGUGUCUGUAUUGCUGAGUUCUUGUCUAUAUACGAAACUGAGCGUCUGAUACAAGAACUUUCGACUUAUGGCAUAGAUACCAGCAACAUAGUUAUAAACAACCUCCUCUUGCUACCACAAGACGAUCAAGGUAACUCUCGAUCAAAUUGCGAUAGAUGUCUAGCAAGAGAUGGCACCCAAAAGAAAUAUCUUGCAGAAGCUGAUGACUUGUGA
Molecule: messenger RNA, 975 nt
Organism: Wallemia ichthyophaga EXF-994
Lineage: Eukaryota; Fungi; Basidiomycota; Wallemiomycetes; Wallemiales; Wallemiaceae
Product: ATPase GET3
Exons: 5
Coding region: 1-975 (324 amino acids)
Biological process (GO): post-translational protein targeting to endoplasmic reticulum membrane
Cellular component (GO): GET complex
Molecular function (GO): ATP hydrolysis activity; ATP binding
Source: RefSeq, a predicted model, not a curated record